AUGCCCGAUGCACCACUGAAAGAGGUAGAAGCCGAACAACAGGAACAGGUCGAGAAGUCAGUAGAAGUCACGGAGACUGAAGAUAAGGAGCAAGCAGAAGAGGAGGAGAUAUCCGAUGAAAUAGAUGAUGAUGGAGAGGAGGAAGAGGAUGAUGAUGAUGAUGAUUCCGAUGAGGACGAGGACGACGUUGACGCUCAGGCAGAGGCGUUCGCUAAGAGCCUUGGUGACCAACUGCUUGCCCAGAUCGGGGCAGCAUUUGGUCAGCAACCGCAGUCGGCUUCCAUACCAGAAGAAGUGAAUGGAGCAGCCCACCUUCCCUCAGGGAGUGAAGACGCCCUCAUACCGGCAGUCCAACUCGUACUAUCUUACGCGGUCUCCGACCCGCCUCUCCUCGCCAUUCUCUCCCAGACUCCUGUGCCCGGGUAUCAAUCCCUCCUCCACUGUUUGCAGCAUGUGGCCGCCACAGGGGACGUUAGGGAUGAGGAGGCCGAGUUGCUUGGCGGGCUGAUCGCUACUAUUGCGGCGGGGGAGCCACCUCCUGACACCGUAUCAGCAAUGCCUCUUGGACUUCUGCCUCAGGAGUCAAGGAAGCGGAAGAGGGAAGACGGCGAAGAGGAGGAAACCGAGCCAGCAAGAAAACGUGCCAGGUCCGAGCAGGUGCAGGAGCUCAAAGCCCAUCUAUUUGCCACAAUUGCUGUCAUCACACAUGCCCUAGUCCUUUCGAACGCCACUGAGAACACUCCACAUACUUCCAAAUCAUCCAAGGCGCAUCCCGCACCUACACGUGCGCAAGCCGAACAAAUACUGCAGUUUGCUCACGCCUGCGCACACCGAGCCGAGUCAUCCGAUGUCGACCUCCCCGAGCUCAGCGCGCUCAUAUGGAUGCUCCGUUCCCUCUCUGGUAUCGCCCCUCCCUCCGAGGGCGGACCCAGCAUCCCUAUCGCCCUCUCCCCGAGAACGGGCGCCGCGCGUUAUCCCUGCGUGCACCCUAAUUGUGGGUCGACUUUCCCUAACCUGAUUGAACUGCGCGUGCACCAAGAGGCCGUCCACGCCCUCGAUAGGCCGUUCCGCUGCCGACGGUGUGCGGCUUCGUUCGUGCGGAAUCAUGACCUCAAACGCCACUGGAACUUGCACGAAAAGAAGAUAUUCGUAUGCCAGGGAUGUGGAAAGGAAUACACUCGACGCGAUGCCCUCAAGAGACACAAAGACCAUCCGAAAAGCGAGCCGCCUUGUAGGGCUACAUUGAUUGUCGAGAUGGCGAGGUCCCUGCCACCAGAAAUCAGUCGUCCUGGACUGCCGGUGCCUAUUCGUCUACCAGAAACACGACCCGUUCAAUCAACACCCUUCGGAGAAGAUCAAAGCGUCACUGAGGAAGCGCAUGGGAUCGUAUCCCAGCUAUUCUCGAUCCUGGCUGCGCAACAACCGCCGGAAGUUGGGAAUGACCGUCCUGUUCCUACGCAGCCUGCUUCUGCAGCUGGGAGUAUUGUUGCCGUCCCACCUUUAACUUCUGGCGUUCCACCCUCUGAGCUCGCAUCCGCCGCCGCUCCGCCUAGUGCAAUCUCAGAUGUGACCGCAAGCCUAGGUGGUCUAAGCGUAGGCUCAGACCCAGCUCAAGCGCUUUCCUCCUUCGGCUUGUCAGCCGAACAUACGCAGCUGCUGCAGCGGGCUAUUGCACUCACUGCCGAGAGUGCGAGGCAGCAGGCGGAGCGGGAGGCGAACGCCGAGAAUGGGGAAUAUGAGAGUGAGGAUGGGGGGAGUGAAGAUGAUAGCGGGGAGGAAGAUGACGAGGAGGAGGAAGAAGAGGAAGAAGAGGAAGAAGAGGGAAAGGGGGCGGAAGAGGUUAGAGAAGAGGUUGAUAAAGAAACGGUUGAAGAGGCAAAAAUGGACGAAGUGCCGAAGGAGACAAGGGCAGAUCCGGGGCCUAUGGACGUGGACGUACAGCCAGUGCAGGAGACAAGCGCUCCAGAAGUGCCUGCCGAGGAUGUAUGA
Messenger RNA from Dacryopinax primogenitus, 1989 nucleotides. RefSeq lists its product as uncharacterized. The transcript is spliced from 2 exons. The coding region runs from base 1 to 1989 and encodes 662 amino acids. NCBI's taxonomy places the organism in Eukaryota, Fungi, Basidiomycota, Dacrymycetes, Dacrymycetales, Dacrymycetaceae. The record is from RefSeq and is a predicted model, not a curated record.